Messenger RNA from Drosophila busckii, 3141 nucleotides. RefSeq lists its product as uncharacterized. The coding region runs from base 112 to 2841 and encodes 909 amino acids. Gene Ontology annotation, biological process: mitotic sister chromatid separation; meiotic chromosome condensation. The record is from RefSeq and is a predicted model, not a curated record. The transcript is spliced from 9 exons. Lineage: Eukaryota; Metazoa; Arthropoda; Insecta; Diptera; Drosophilidae. Gene Ontology annotation, molecular function: chromatin binding. Gene Ontology annotation, cellular component: condensin complex; nucleus.
CCAUGCUGUGUGGGCGUGCAUGUAUGUGUGCGUGUGCGGAGUUCCAAAAACAACAUGGAGAAUAAUAUUUUUGUUUACAGCUCGCAAAUACAACACUGAAACAGGAAUAAAAUGGAUGCAGAUACAGACGACGAUAUUCCCAGCUCCAGCGCACACAGUAUGCAAUUGCGUGAAAUAAGGAAGACACUAUUAGAGGUCGCUGCAAGCCGACCAGGCACAAAUGUGUCCAAAGCUAUUGUAGCAUUCCAUGAACAUGGCACGCUGUCGAACUUGAUUGUUUUGCUGGAGGAGCUAUCAAAAAACACAGAUUUCUCAACAGAUACGCGCAUCUCGCUAAACUAUUAUAUGGAUGAGUUCGUACGCCUUGCGCACGAUGCGAGAGUGUCCCGUCGUUCGUCACUUGCUGCUGCUGGCAAUGUUUUCCAGUACUGCAGUAAAAUAUAUGGCGAUAGAAUUGAGUUCGUGCACCAGGUGGUUGAGCAGCUGGUCGAAUCACUAAUUAUGUCCGAUCCCAAAAAGGAUGAAACUAAUGCGGCUAACGCCGCCAGGGAAGCGCAACCUGCAGUGGAAGCACCACGCAAGCGCCGAUCAAAGAAGUUGGCUCAAAAAGAAUUCGAUCCAUUCACAUAUCAAAUGGAAGUUAAAAAAUUUAAAACCAUGCAUGAUGAAAAGCGUUUUAACCAACUGGGCUUUGAGUUAAAUCUAAAUCGCAAUCGCACCGUUGAGCACAUGUAUCAGGAUCACACGCCAGCAGAUCUAUGGAAGUAUGCGCCGAUUAUUGAUUCAGAUAAUCCUUCUGAGGUGGACGAGAAGAAGAACUAUAAAUUGUUUACCUACCAUCCAGAGCCGAGAUACAACACACUGUUGCCGGACAUUCCGUUCGAGCGCUUGAAUCUCAUGAAGGAAUUUAUGCAAGCGAAGCAAUUGAAUGAAAACUUAAGCCAUACAGAGUCUUUGGAUGAGUAUAUAGCAUUGGAGAAUCAAAUGCUUGCUGAGCGUUAUGGCGCUAAAGAUUGCGCGGGUCUAAAACGAGUAUUGGAUAAAAUGGACACCAGCGAGCUCCUAAAACGCAUGCGUCUAAAUGAAGAUCUUUCGGAGAAUCUGCUGAAACGUACGCUGGAAGAGAGUGCAAGCGAAAAAGACGUUAACAAAAAAAUUCGGCUAAACUCGUCGCAUUCAGUGCACGAUGAAUCGCAAGAUGAUUGGACAAUAAAUAUUAUCAGCGGUACAACGCUAACAACUAGUCCACUGCAGACAGGGUUUGACAGCACGCUGAGCGAUAAGCAGGACACGCUGGGAAAGACUAUCGACUCUGACAUUGAUAUGAUGAAUGCAAGCGAUACGCUGCAGGAUACUCAAAUGGAAUCUGCGCUAUGUAGCACGUUGAGCGACAAACAGGACACAGCAGCAUUGGUUAUCGAUUCGGGAAUAGACAUGGAGGACGUAAGCGAAAUGCUGCACUCAGGCCAGUGUUUUGAUGACGAGGGUGUUGUUCUUGCAGAUACCUUAAACGAUCAGCGUCUACAAUCGCUAUCGCCCAAGGUUAUGGUGCGGGACAUCUUGCCAGGAGUGCCCGACAAGGCUAAUCUGAGCGUGCGCGUUGAUGCCGAAAUGCUCGCACUUAGUGGGCUCACAGAGACAUUUGAAGAAAUAGUACAUGCUCCGCGUGAUGUGCAGGUUCCCAUUACAUUAAACUUUUUGCAGUUGCCAAUUAAACAACUGCGUAAAGUAUACCUCUUCAGGUUAACCAAGGAUUUUGAUUUGUUCAAACAAGCGCGCCAACCUACAAAGCAAGCGGCUACUCCAAAAGUAGCGAGGGUGAAACCAACACCUCUGCGUGCUGAAUCCCCCCUUGAAGGGAUUUCACUGCUGCCACUGGAUCAGAUGGAGUUUGACUCUUAUCAAAACUUUCGUGGCUGGAGGCGUCCCACGUAUGACUCUGGUAUCGAUCAGGAAGAGAUAAGAGCUGACUCGACAAAUCCCCUAGGGGAAGAUGAUAUUAUUGAUGUAGGCGUGGAGUUUGUUAAGCAUGAAAUUCAACAAGCACGCGUACUGGAGAGCACAAAUAUAAGCACGUCAUUGGAUGAAAUUGAUACGAGUGCGGCAGCUAUAGAUAAAACAGGUUUAGAGUCCAGCGCUUUAGACGUAAUAGAUACUACUGAUAUUACGCUUGAUUUACCAUUGGAAGAUGAUGCGCCGGAACCUAGUGUUUCUGACUUGAAUCAGAGUAAUCUGAGUUUGCCAGCAACACCCGAUUUUGACUUAGAUUCAACACCAGCUAUAACAAAAAGCUCCAGUGGUUUAGAUGCAAAUACUGAAGCUAAGAUUAUUGAUUGGCAUCGUCGACUUGGACCCACUUUGGCAGCCGCGCACAAGCGUCAGAAUUUUAAUAUUCAAAGUCUUAACGAUGAGAUCAUUGAAAAAUGCCAGAUUGGCAAUGGCCAGACAACGCUGUCGGAUGUAAUGGAAGGAAAAGAACCAAGCAAACUUUGUUGUUAUAUGCUAUCUUCAUUACUUCUGACAAACCAAGGCAAUGUGGCGCUUCAGCUUGAUAAGCACCGGGAUAGAAGCAGGCCUACAGAGCCUGAGGACCUUAAAAUGAAAUUGCUCAGCACUGAGCGAAGAACUCUCAAUCCAGAAGAUGAUAUUGGCAAUGUGAACAGAUCGCCAUUCAAUGGAGCGACGAAUUUACAAACCGUGGACAAUACAAGGAGACGCAAACUCGAAUCUAUAACUCCAAUUAAGGUGAAAUCAGUGCGGCUUAUACAACCAGUGCCCACGUCAUACCCACGUGCAGAUGACACUGACUCCGGCAUAUCAUCGGUGGCGUCUGCGCCGUAAACUGAGACGUAGUUUGUGCAGCAAUAGCUGCUGUAGAAUGUUUUCCGUGUGUGCCUCGUCUCGUUAGUGAUGUGUUUAAACAGUUUUUAAGUGCUUCAAGUUUCGAGUUCAUUGUUUGUACGUUUACUGUAAAUAGGAGUAGUUUUAAUUGUAAAUAUUUUAUGUUUAUGCACACAUUUUAAACUUACCUAAUAUUAUUCCUUGCAGCCAUGGAAGCCUUGCCGUGAUCUGCAUUUUUCGCAGACGUACAACAAAGUUAGAAGGUUGCAAUGGUCGUGCAACUGACAAUCAUAAAAAUUC